Sander lucioperca (pikeperch) is the source of this 945-nucleotide messenger RNA. Its product is annotated as olfactory receptor 146-like. The record is from RefSeq and is a predicted model, not a curated record. Gene Ontology annotation, biological process: G protein-coupled receptor signaling pathway. Gene Ontology annotation, cellular component: membrane. The transcript has a single exon. The coding region runs from base 1 to 945 and encodes 314 amino acids. Gene Ontology annotation, molecular function: olfactory receptor activity. NCBI's taxonomy places the organism in Eukaryota, Metazoa, Chordata, Actinopteri, Perciformes, Percidae.
AUGGAGAACCAGACAUUAAACGAGGACAUCCUGCUCCUGGAGGGGUUAACCAUCUCCCCCCAGUCCAACAUUCCUGCUUUCACCAUCCUCCUCCUCAUCUACGUCUUUGCAUUGGUGUCAAACAUCAGUUUGGUCACGCUGAUCUUCACAAGCAGGAGCCUCCAUCAGCCCAUGUAUCUGCUCUUCUGCAACAUGAGCAUCAAUGACAUUUUUGGGGCAACGAUUGUCACGCCGCACGUACUCCGAGAUAUUUUCAUUCCAUAUUCAGAGCGGUACAUUCGUUACGUCCACUGUGCCGUCCAGGCCUUAUGUGUUCACUUCUACGCGGCCACCACUCAUACUGUUCUGAUUAUCAUGGCUUUCGAUCGCUACAUGGCCAUCUGCAACCCGCUGCGGUACGCCUCCGUCAUGACCAAAGGGAUGGUGGUGAAGCUGUCGGUGUUGGCGUGGACGGUGUCAUUGUUGAUUGCGUCGACGCUCGUAGGCCUCAGCAUCCGUUUGUCACGCUGCAGGCGGGUUAUACCUAACCCGUUCUGCGACAACGCCUCCUUGUUCAACCUCUCCUGUGAAAACGUUACUGUCAACAACAUUGUCGGCAUCGGCUACACGGUGCUCCUGCUCGGCUUCUCUGUCUGCAGCAUCUCAAUCACUUACCUGAAUAUUGCAGUGGUGUGUGUGCGCAGUAAGAACAAAGCUCUGAACAGCAAAGCGCUGCAGACCUGUUCCACCCACCUGGCCGUGUACGUCUUCCUGCUGGUGUCAGCCGCUGUCAUCAUCGCCCUGCACCGAUUCCCUCGGACGGCGGACUACAGGAAAGUGGUGUCGGUGUUAUGCGAAGCAACUCUGCCGGCGUUCAACGCCAUUAUCUACGGACUGCAAAUUAAAGAGAUCAAGCAGAGGAUCAUCACUUUGUUUCGCAACAGUAAAGGGGAUGGAAAUAAAUGA